Haliotis rufescens (red abalone) is the source of this 1366-nucleotide messenger RNA. RefSeq names its product DNA-directed RNA polymerase I subunit RPA12-like. Lineage: Eukaryota; Metazoa; Mollusca; Gastropoda; Lepetellida; Haliotidae. The record is from RefSeq and is a predicted model, not a curated record. The coding region runs from base 245 to 616 and encodes 123 amino acids. Gene Ontology annotation, molecular function: DNA-directed RNA polymerase activity; nucleic acid binding; zinc ion binding. Gene Ontology annotation, cellular component: RNA polymerase I complex. Gene Ontology annotation, biological process: DNA-templated transcription; termination of RNA polymerase I transcription. The transcript is spliced from 5 exons.
UGUAUUUGUUUUGAGGGUGAAGGUCAUAUGAACGCACCACAUGUUGCAAUGAGAACGCAAAAGACCCGAGGAACUCUUGAUUUACAUUGUUGACACUGACUUGUUGAAACCGAUUUACAAAAUCGUAUGGAGACAUAUUCUUAGCAUUAUUCAUCCUGAAGCUGAGCAGCUAGUCGCCUAGCGACGUGUGGAGAUACAGGAUUUUACAGUCAGGUUUGUAGAAGAAGGCUGGGUCUGUGUCAGUAUGACAGAUGGUCGUAAGACGAGGUGUUUUGAGACGGACCUACAGUUUUGUCCUGACUGUGGUACAGUCCUUCCUAAUCCCAACAAGAAGGACCAAAAUGUUGCCUGCGCAAGAUGCAACUUCAAAAUACCAAUUUCUGCUUUUGACGGCAUAGAGAUCCACUCCACGCUGACAGUCAACAAACCACUGGGCAAAGCAUCAUCGACCUUGACCUCUGAGGAUGCAGCAGGACCAACGGUGGAUCGGACAUGUUCAAAGUGUGGUCAUGAGGGCAUGACAUACUCCACUCGGCAGACACGAUCAGCUGAUGAAGGUCAGACGGUCUUCUUUGGCUGCCCCAACUGCAAGAACCAGGAAAUUGAAUAUUCAUGAUGUGGGUGUUUAUGUGUGGUCUAGAUCAGCUUCCUCACACGUCUGUAUACAAUGAACAAUGGUGAUGAUGGCUUCCUGGUGUUUAACGAUGGCAACUUUCAUAAUGGUCAAGGCAAGAGUGUCCAGAGUUCAAGUCACAGUGUGUGAAUGUCAUUUUUCGCCAAUUUAUACAAUAUUACAGCUAUAUCAUAGCAACCUGUAAAUACUCAGGUCUGAACAUGAAAGCUUGCAUGCAAUGUGAACGAAUGUUGUUUCAUGGCAAAGCCAGUAAUAUUUCUGCUAUAUCAUGACAAGCUGUAUAUAAUCAAGUCGGGGUCAAGCAAACCAGUGGUUGACAUCAUGAGCAACAAUCCAGGCAUAUAGAUACAACGGCAUGGGAUCAGCCAGGUCACACACAUUGUGACCACCAAACUGUUAUAUUUGACAAUGCUUGCGACAGUGUGGACUGAGUUUGCUCUAGACUCCCCACAGGGACAUAACACAAUCUCUGCCUACAACAGGGGCGGUCGGGUAGCCUAGUGGUUAGAGCGUUCGAUCGUUACGCCGAAGACCCAGGUUCGAUUCCCGACAUGGGUACAAUGUGUGAAGCCCAUUUCUGGUGUCCCCCGCCGUGAUAUUGCUGGAAUAUUGCUAAAAGCGGCGUAAAACCAAACUCACUCACUCACUCUGCCUACAACAUUCAUGUCAGUACAUGUCUCCCAGUCUGCUGACUGGCAUUAUUGAUGAGUGCUGACAGUUCCUGACUUGUGG